Molecule: messenger RNA, 1937 nt
Organism: Lucilia sericata (common green bottle fly)
Lineage: Eukaryota; Metazoa; Arthropoda; Insecta; Diptera; Calliphoridae
Product: organic cation transporter-like protein
Biological process (GO): transmembrane transport
Molecular function (GO): transmembrane transporter activity
Source: RefSeq, a predicted model, not a curated record
CGGAAUAGCUACGGCAACAAUAACAUUAAGCAAAUAAUAAAUACCGGCAAAAUUAGAAAAAAAAAUCCACAACAACAGCAAAAACAACUAAACAAAAUCACCGCAAUAUGUUAGAAAUUGAUAAGAUUUUAGAAAAAUGUGGCGAUUGUCAUCUGCAGGCCUUGAUGUUGUUGUUAUUUUGUGUCAUUAAUUUGCUCUCUUCGAUGCAUUAUUACUCACAGACAAUCAUCAGUUUUCAACCGAAAUAUUGGUGAGUGUGCUAACCGAUACCUUAGAAAAUGAGACUUUUACCCAUCCAAGCUCCCCUAACAUCUUCAUGUUUACCCAUAGAAAAUGCCAAUACAAACUCCUGUUCCAGCUACAAUUAUGAAUUGUAUAUGGGUUAUGAAAGUUUUACCAGUGAAUUGGAUUGGAUCUGUGAUAAUGCCUGGAAAUUAACAUUGGUUCAAAGUAUGUUCUUUGUGGGGUCGGUAGUGGGUUCUUGUAUUGGUAUCUUGGCCGAUAUAGUGGGUGAGUGCAAGUUAAAAUUAAUACAAAAAAUGUCAUUAAUAUUUUUCUUGAAGGACGUUUAACCCAUUCUAAUAGUGGCUAAUAUGGUGGCCAUGAUGGGUAAUAUUUUGACUAUAUGUACCGAGUUGGUAACAUUUUCGCUAUGUCGGUUUUUAUCGGGCUUGGCCACCGAUAGUAAUUUUGUAAUGAUGUAUAUAUUGGUUAUGGAAUAUCUGAGACCCUCAUUGCGCACUGUAGGCCUUAGUAUCUGUAUAGGUUUCUUUUAUUGCCUGGGCUCUAUGGCGGCACCCUGGAUAGCAGUGUUAAUGCAAAGUUGGCGGGGUUUUCUAAUGGCCACCUCAAUACCUCUAAUCACAGUGCCCCUCUUCUAUUUUGUGGUGCCCGAAAGUGUUCAAUGGCUGAUAUCGAAACAGAAAUAUACAAGCGGUAAGUAGUGUUUGAAAAGAGUGGCCAAAAUAAAUGGCAAAGUUGUGGAUGAAUCAAGUUAUAUUGAAUUCAUUGAAGAAUGUAAACGCAACCAGUUGCAUACAAAAGUUGCGCCCAAUUUAUGGGGACUCUUUGCCACACCACGUCUAAGGCGCAAUACAUUGAUAUUGUUUUUUAAAUCAAUGGUAAUUACUUUGUGCUACGAUGCAGUUUCACGUAACGUACAAGGUCUUGGCAUUUCCCCAUUUGUCAUGUUUACUUUGAGUGCCACUAGCAUAUUGCCAGCUUGUUUGCUUCUAAUUGCUUUGCAAGAUCGUAUCGGUCGCAAAGCCAUGGCAUCAAUGUCUUUGCUACUGAGUGGCAUAUUUAUAUCAUGCACCGGAAUUAUACUCUUUACAAAUGUGGAAAGUUCAACGGAUCAAAGCGUUGCUGUGGUGGUGGCUCUCUCGGUUAUAGGUCGUUUUGGUGUUACGGUGGCCUAUAAUUCUGGCGCCCAGUACGCCACCGAAUUAAUACCCACCUGUGUGCGUGGCCAGGGUGCUGCUGUGCAUGUCAUGGGUUAUGCUUUAUUUUUCAGUUCCUACAUUCUUCAUACGCGCCAAUAUUUUUCACCUUUACCCGAAAUUAUUUUGGGUUUAAUUUCUCUUUUAGGUGGUGGUUUAUGUCUGCUGCUGCCCGAAACCUUAAGUCGCACUUUACCCACCUCCCUGGAGGAUGGCGAGAAUUUUGGCAAAAAUGAACGUUGGUUUAUGUUUAGCUUUAUGGAAAGACGCUCCCAAUCGGUGGAUACUCUGGCUCCCUCCACCUCUACAAAUCUACAUCCAGAUAGUGCUUCCUAUUUUUAAUAUCUUUGUUUUUGUAUUGAAAUAAUUAUCGAAUUUUUAUAUGUUUAAGUAUUAUUUUUAAGGUUUUAGGGUAAUUUUGCAUUUGGAGUUACAUAAGUAGUUUUUUUUUUCAAAAUAGUUCCUUGUUUUCCAUGUGAUUUUUGAACAUUUUACCAA